Messenger RNA from Cuculus canorus (common cuckoo), 375 nucleotides. It is a transcript of the gene TIMM10B, whose product is annotated as translocase of inner mitochondrial membrane 10B. The record is from RefSeq and is a predicted model, not a curated record. Gene Ontology annotation, cellular component: mitochondrial intermembrane space chaperone complex. Bases 64 to 375 code for a protein of 103 amino acids. Lineage: Eukaryota; Metazoa; Chordata; Aves; Cuculiformes; Cuculidae. The transcript is spliced from 3 exons.
CCGGGCGGAAGUGAGACCGGAAGUGGGCUCGGGGAGGGCGGAAGCGGCUUCUUCCCCCACGCGAUGGAGUCGGAGGCUGAGCAGCAGCAGCAGCUCCGCAGCCUCCGGGGGUUCCUGCUGGCGUACAAUCAGCUCUCGCAGCUCUGCUUCCAGCGCUGCGUCUGCGGCCUCGGACACCGCCUGCUCAGCGCCCGCGAGGAGCGCUGCGUGGACGGCUGUGCCGGGAAGCUGCUCCGCGCGAGCCAUCGGCUGCUGAGCGCCUACGUGGGGCUGAUGCCGGCGCUGACGGAGCGCCGCCGCGCACCGCCUGCACAGCACCCGACGGAGGCGACGGAGACGACGGAGCCGGAGCCGGAGCCGCGCCGUCCCGCAUAG